Messenger RNA from Eucalyptus grandis, 894 nucleotides. RefSeq names its product protein FAM136A. Lineage: Eukaryota; Viridiplantae; Streptophyta; Magnoliopsida; Myrtales; Myrtaceae. Bases 98 to 547 code for a protein of 149 amino acids. Gene Ontology annotation, cellular component: cytoplasm. The transcript is spliced from 3 exons. The record is from RefSeq and is a predicted model, not a curated record.
CUAGCCGGAUAUCUCACGUCUCAAGCAGAACGCUUUCUUGCUGCUGAAGCUGAAGUAAGCCACCCCAAAAACCCCUCGAAAACCCCCACCCCAAAACAUGGAUCAUAUCGCAGCAGCGGAGGAGCAGCUCGUUUCCGACCGGCUCCGGCGCAAGCUCAGCGAAGUCAACGCCGCCGCUCAAGCCCAUCUCUCCGGCAUUCAGGACCACGUCAAUUUCACUCUCCAGCAAGCGUAUUUCAAGUGCGCUCACGAGUGCUUCGACAGGAGGAGGAGGCAGGAAGAGAUUAGCGGCUGCGUGGAGAAUUGUAGCGUUCCGGUUGUCAGUGCUCAGCAACGGGUCGAGAAUGAGAUGGGCAAGUUUCAAGAAAGGUUGAAUAGGUCCUUAAUGGUGUGCCAGGAUAAGUUUGAGGCAGCCAAGCUCCAACAGAAUAGGACUGGCGCCAUGAAAGAUUUGGAAGCUUGUGUCGAGCAAUCGAUCAACGAUAGCAUCAACACACUGCCACAUCUAGUGACGAGACUGAAGUCUUCGCUUGCCAUCACCGACUGAAUUGAGUAACCUUUCAAAAUGGUGUAUGUUUUGCCUCAUUCCAUAAUUAGCUGACAACAUGAUGUUCUUAAAGGUCUGAAAAGAUUUAAGAAUCAGACCUGCCAUUUUUCCCCCAUUUCUAUAAACUUUGAGAUGUUUGUGUUUUUUUGUUGUUUAAAAGAGGAGGAAACAUGUCCUGAGAGCUGUGGCUUUUGUGCGGCCAGUAGUAUAGUAGAGGCAAUUGUCAUUCUUCGCAUGGCCAGUUGGUUGCAUGUUGAUAUCUUUUUGAGUCGAGUCGUUCUCAAACUACGCGGCUCAUUCAUGUGUUGGCCAAAAUAUCUACAUGGAGAUUCUACUUAGAACGGGUA